Messenger RNA from Hylaeus volcanicus, 7462 nucleotides. It is a transcript of the gene Root, whose product is annotated as rootletin. Lineage: Eukaryota; Metazoa; Arthropoda; Insecta; Hymenoptera; Colletidae. The transcript has 26 exons. The coding region runs from base 340 to 6129 and encodes 1929 amino acids. The record is from RefSeq and is a predicted model, not a curated record.
AAAAAAAUGGCGACGUUUAAAAGGACGCAGAGCGCUGGCAAGCAACUGGCAACAGUAAACAAUAAACAGAAACAUAACCUGAAUUAUAAAUGCACAGUGUGACGUUUGAAUUAAACUGUUCUAUUAUGACAUAUUUGAAGCUAAGAAAAAAAAAUAUAGUCAUGUAAUAUAGAUAUUCAUAAUAAAGAUAGCAUGCACAUUAACAAACAUAAUUUAUAUUGUUUCUCUUUUUAACUUUAACUCUGAAAUAACAAUGACUUUAUGAUACAUUCAUAAAUUGCUAAUCAGUGUAGACACCUGUUUGAAUUUUGCAAGACAGACAAAAAUACAGGUAGUAAAAUGGAUUCUUCGAGGAGCAGUGGUAGAGGGGAAUGCCCAGGUGAAGAAGAUCUGUCGCCUGAUGCUCUGGUUAGACAAAACUAUGAGCUACGUCAUCGCCUCGAAGAGGAAACAUCUAAUUAUAAGAGAAGGCUGGAUACAUAUAGGCAAGCCCAACAACAUCAAGCUGCUCUUGUUUCUCGAUUACAAGCCAAAGUUUUACAAUAUAAGCAACGGUGUUCAGAACUAGAGAAUCAAAUGGCGGAAUCUGUUGUAUAUGAUUCUAGUAAAAUUUUAAAUUCCACACCUCCUGCAACCUCUGCUUUAGAUGCAGCACAUCACACAUUAAGAGAGAUACGCGAAGAACAAAUUCACGAUUUAGAUACCGCGUUGAAAAAGCUCGCGGACGAACGCAGAAGAUGCGACAAAUUGUUACAAUUAAAUACAGCAUUGAAAGAUCAGUUGGAAGAAUCUCAUCACACCAAUGAAGCAGUCACUAAUGACCUGCAAAAGUUAAGCAACGACUGGGACGUCUUAAGAGAAGAGUUGGCUAUCAAAGAAGAAGAGUGGAGAGAAGAGGAACAAGCAUUCAAUGAAUAUUAUACUUCGGAGCACAACAGAUUAUUAAAUCUCUGGCGUGAUGUUGUUUCUGUAAAACGAUUAUUUGCAGAAAUAAAAUCUACUACAGAGAGAGACUUGUUAAAGAUGAAGAACAACAUUACUUCUACUUUUAACGAUGUUUCAUCGGCUUGUAGUAACGCAGGAUUCGCUAUGAAAAUGCAUGCAGCUGUACAACCAAUGAUAUCCCAGCAAGUUCAACAAGCACAGGAACAAGUUGCAACGGAUUUGAAAGUAGAAUUAACUACGCUUAAGCAACAGUAUGACGCAGCUCAAAAUGAGAUUCGCGUGAAAGAAGACAGAAUCAAUCAGCUUAUUCGCGAUGUUAAUACUCUGGAAGAAAGAUGUGGGGAGGCAGAAGCGGAAGUGCAUCGCAAUGUACGCGUACAAGAUGACAUUGAAAUUUUACAGUCCGCACUGAGAGACAUAGCACACGCUGUAAUUCAGGACGCAGAGGCACGCGAGAUCGAGAGUUCACAGGCGCCUCCUCAUCUUCAUCUGUCUCCCAGUGCACCAAUUCCCCAAAGAUCACCAAAAAGAGGUACAAGAAGCAACACCAUUCCAGCCUUUGCUGAAAGUACAAUCAGUGCUGUGCAAGCAGCUCUGCAUAAAUAUCAAUUGACUAUUCACGAGCUUCAGGUAAAAUUACAAACUAACAAAGAACAGUUGGUCGCGAGUCGAAAACAGUGCGACAACGCAGAAGAAAAUAUUAAAACUUUAGAAAAGAGAGCUGAAGAAUUGAUCACUGAAUUGGACGCUACUCGAUCUCAAUGUUCGCAACUGAGUCAAGAAAAAGAUAUGCUACAGAAAGGUCUCGAUACCGUGAGACUAGAAAAAAAUGCACUCGACAAAAGUAGAGUGGAAAUUAAUAGUAUGGUGGAAAAUUUAAACAGUGACUAUGAAAAACUCCAAAAAGCUAAUAACAAAUUGCAGAAGCUUUGCGAUAAUUUGGAAGAUGAGAAAUUAUAUCUUCAAAGCGAGCUCGAUAGAGUGUCUAAAGAAGUAGAAUUAAGGGAACUGAGUCUUCGUUCAGAAGAGGGUAGAUGCAGCAAAAUGAGGGAAGAAUUGUUAACUUUACGAGAAGAAUUGAAUAAAGCGUACCUUGCAAAAGAUAUGCUAGAUCAACAAAAACUGGAAACAGAUGGAUUAAUUUCGCAAAUUGAAAAAAGCAAAGGUGACUUGGAACUAGAGUUAGAACGCUUACUGCUGGAGAAGUCGGACAUGCAGGAGCUUUUAAUAAAGUUAGAAACAGUUUGCGGUAACCACGAGCAAGAGAAACAGAGAUUGCAGGAAGAACUAAAAAAGGUAACAGAGGAAAAAAUUAAGUUGGCAAGUCAAUGUGCGGAUCAGCAAAACGAUUUGGGUUCGUUGAGAAAAGAACUGCUUCAAGCGGAGCAGACUAGACUCGAUUUGGAGUCAGAGAAGGCUACUUUGAACGAGAAAGUGAAAUUUUUCGAGAUCGAGAAAGAAAAGAUUGAAAUAGAAUUGGCGCAAGUUACUCGCGAGCGUGGAGAUCUGAGCAACCAAUUAUCGGCGUUAGCGCGAAAGAAAGAAACGUUGAACGAGGAGGUAAUGAGAGUUCGACAAAGAUUAGAACAGGCGAACGAGAUGAAUGGAAGGAUCAAUCGAAAUUUGGAAGAUCUUGUGAAGGACAACGAAGAGAAACAGGUACUUCUAGAAACUAACGAAAAAGAAGUUCAACGAUUGCAAGAGCAACUCGCAUCGAUGCGCAGCGAAAAAGAAACUCUGGAAGGUGUCUUAUUCGAUACUCAAACUAACCUGGAAAAUAUGCACGUGAAGAAAACGUAUUUAGAAAAGGAGCAGAAGGAAUUGUUAGUAAAGCAGGAGAGCUUGAAAGGACAAGUAGAAAGGUUGUCGAAGGAACUGGAGAACAGCGAGAAACACGCUCAAGAAGUGAAACAAUCUCUGACGCAACAAAGUGGCGAUCAAGAAGCUGAAUUUCAUCAGAUUAUUUCCAACAUGAAGAAACACAGCGAGGAUAAUAUUAAGAAAUUGAACGAGGAAAAAGAGCACAUAAAAAUAAACUUGGAGAAAAAGCUUCAACAGUCUUUGUUGCAACUUUGCGGGGAGAAAGACAACGAGAUAAAUCAAUUGCAGCAGAGGAUAGACGAAAUGCAACAGCACAUGGAAAAUCUAUGUCAGCAACACGAAGAAGUUCUUCUUAGAGCAGAGAAUGAUAAACAACAAGCUCUUCUCAUGGCUCAUCACGAUCAACAAGCGUUAAUGGAAAAGCUCGAGAGCGUCUUGCAUGAAAUAGAAGAGGAGAAGGGUAACGUGGAACGCGUUAAAAGGGAAGCAGCAUCGCGCGCGGAACAAGAGCGCAACAAUACAAAUCAAUUGCGCGACGAGUUGAGUCGUCUCAAGACAAAAUUGGACGAGGUUAAAUUAAAAGCUGACGAGGAGAAAAUAAAGCUUGAUUUGAAAAUUGAAGAACUCUGGAAGGAACGGGAAUCAGCGCAAAGGGAAUCCGAGGAGUUGCAGGUUCAAUUACACAUGACCGAAGACAGGGUCGAUACCUUGCAGAACCAAUUGCACGAGACAAUUAGGAAACUUAAAGAUGUUGAAAAUCUUAAUGAAACGUUGCGCAAAGAAUUAGUGGAUGUUAGGAGACAGUUGGGCGAUUCCACGUAUGAAAAAGAAAAAUAUAAUAACAGUAACAAAGAACUACGCGAACAUGUGAAACGCAUUGAAAGCGAGAAGAGAGAACAGAGCAGGACAUUGGAAGAAUCGUAUCAAAAAAUUGCAGCACUGGAAGAUAUGAAGGUAACUAUAGACGCAGAGAGAUCCCGUCUUCAAUCACAGCUUCGCGAUAUGGAACGAGAGAUGUUGCAACUGGAAAAACAAUUGCGUUUCACUCAAGACGAAUUGCAGAAGUCUCAUCAGAGUAACUCUCAAGCACAGAACGACGAGAAGGAGUUGCAAGCACGACUGGCAAACGAAACGGAAGAAAGAGAGCGUUUGCAGCUUCAACUGCAUCAAGUGAAGAAACAGCUGGUAGACACGGAUAAUAACUUGGAAGUGACCAGACAAGAACUUGGAAGACUGCGUUCACGUUCUGACGAAGAGGAUGGUAGGUGGAGGACCAGAGAACAAGAAUUAUUGGUUCGACUCGAGGAUUGUCGAUGCCGUGAAAGAAAACUGGAGGAUCAAAAGCAUAACUUGGAAGUUUGUUUGGCCGACGCCUCUCAGCAAAUUCAAGAACUGAAGGCUCGCCUUGGAGGAUCCGAAGGACGAGUUAGAGCUUUGGAUGCUCAGUUAUCACAGAUGGAAGUUGCGAAAAAGGAAGUCGAGCAAAAAUUGAGUAGCGUAGGCUCUACUCUACGACGUAUCGCGGGAAUUCAAAUGGACGGAAGCGUUAACAUGCCCUUUAAAUUGAUGAGCCCUUCGAGGAGAUGGAGCCCUGCACGAGUUCAAGACCACACUGACUCCAACAGGGAUGUCAUACUCGACGUUGACCCUGAAGUUGUUAGGAAGGGUGUGCGAUCCCUUAUGCAACAAGUGGCUCAAAUCGAACGCGAAAGGGACGAUUAUAAAACUGAAUUAUGUAACUUGAAGAAGCAACUGACCGAAAAUGAAGAGAGUCAGAACAAGUCGGACACUCAAAUAAACAUGUUAUUAAACAACAUACGAAUUCUACAAGACGAACGGAAUUCGCUGGAAGUAAAGCUUUCUCAGAAACAGAGCGGUUACGAAAUGCAGUUGAACGCUUUACAACAAAAAAGGGAAGAAUGCGAGCAGUUAUGCGAGAAAGUUGCGAAUCUUGAAGUUAUGUUGAGCAACAGUUCCGACGAGAAGACUCAGUUCGAAGAAAAAUUAGAAAAACUGAAGCAUGCAUUAAAUAGAGCAGAGAACGAUAAACGUAAUUUACAAGAAGAGUUUAGCAGAAGCGAAUCCCGUGCUACGAAGUUGGAGUUGCAGAGAAUGUCGUUGGAAGGUGAUCUUCAAAGGUUGCAAAUGAUGUUCCAAGAAAAGGAAUCGAACAUCCACAAACUACAAGAACGAAACGAAACUCAAAGUCGAGCCAUGGCGAGUUUAGAAGAACGUUGUGCUUCGUUAAAGUCUACGAUAGAACAAUUGAAUCUUGCAUUAGAAAAAGCAUCCAAUACAGAAACCGAAUUGAAGAGCGAAAAUAAUGCUCUGCAACGUAACAUCAUGGAACUAACAACUUCCUUACAGACUUGUAACGAAAAAUCUAAACAGUUGCAGAAACAACUUACGAAUACCGAGAACGAUCGAAGAGUAUUAUCUGAACGCGUAGAAUCUGUACAACAGUCUUUGAGUGAUCUGAAACGUACAAACCAAACGUUAACGGACCAAAUAGCUCGUCUACAAAAUGAACUAGCGAAUAACGAAGUGCAACGUUGCACUUUGGAAUCGCAAUUAAGAUUGAUUAGUUUCCCGCAAGAACAGAGCGUGAACAAAGACGAAGAACUUUUGCGCCAGUUGCAAACCGCGCAAAGGGAGAGAAGCGAAAUGAGAGGAAAGGUGGACGCUCUCAGCGAUAAGAUGAAACUGUUAGAAACGGACAAACGCAAUUUAGAACGUCAGUUAUCUUUACUUAAGUCGACCGGCGUUCGUAGCAAGAGUUACGAACGUCCUGAGAAAGCACACGCGGAAUUAUUGGGUACAAGCUUCGACUUGGAUCAUUACGAACAGGAGAACAGAGAGCUGAGAUUAAAAGUCCGCAGAUUAGAAACUCAGCUUGCAGAAAAGGAAGCUGAGAUCAUAAGAGUGAAGUCGAGUUAUGCUCAUACUCAUUCUAUAUACGAUUACAGCAGAGAUAGAACAGGAGAAAUUGAAAGACUCAGAGCUGCCCAGUUGCAAGCUGAAAAAUUGUUAGAGGCGAGAGAGCAGAGUCAUCGUCAACAGGUCUUACGACUCGAGAAUCAGAUUCAAUUAUUGCGAGAGCAACUGAACCAAGAGAUCAAACGUCGACAAUUAUACGUCCUGCGGAGUUCAAGAGCUGGUAGGGAAAUGCAACAAUUGAGGCAAGCCUUAGGAGACUCCUUGAGAACAGUAGCCCAAGACCCAUCGUUAGAUGCUGUACUAUUGGAGCACGAAGCUCGAAAGUUGGAUUCUACUCUGACAAGUACUACCAGUCUACCGCCAUCGUUAGCUUUACCAUCGCCGACAUCUUAUGAUAGAUCUUCCACACCAGCACAGCUGAAAUGAAUCAACGAUAUCAUUGCAGACUGAAUUAGAUAUGAAAACUGCCAGUGUUCAAUGAUGUUUACAGAAAAGUAGCGUAUCAACGAUACUUUCGUUCAUGGGAACAUGGCCUGACGUUAUUUAUGCUAGUCGUGAAUGUACUUUAAAUUCAUUGCCAUAUCCGUGUAAACCUCAGAUUAGUGUUACUUAAUAGUAUUAAGAUGGAGGGUAUUUUAACUUUUUGAUAACGGUAGUUCGGCAUAUUGAACUUUUUACGUACAUUUUUUUAUACGAGUUUAGAACAUUUUAUCUGGUAAAAUCAAUGCAACAUUAUGAAAUGGUCUAGAGCAGAGAUGGCGAAUAUUUUACAUACCAUACUUCAGCUUUUUCCACAGAUGCAUUCAGGUGCUCCAUACAACUCAUUCUUUCUUUCUCUCAUACAUACAUACACACAUACACACCUUGUUCACAUUCUAUAAUUAUAAAUUGUUAGAAAAAUAGGAUGAACAUUGUUUAACGGAUUUUUCAUUUCAAAAAAGUUAGUAGGUGCAAGGAUGCAAUGCACCAUUUUAUAAUGAGCCAACGCGCCAUAUUUGACGCGUACGCGACCAUCUCUGUUCUAGAGAGUUUACUUUUUUAACUAUUUCUAUACCAAACUACUUUUAUCGUAGUUCAAAAUUUUCAUAAGAAAAACAAUCUCAAUCCGUCCAUUCAUUACGAGAAUUGUAGUCUUUUAUCAUUAGCAUUAUAUUAACUUUAGAAGUUAAAUAUAAAUUAACGAUUAAUUUAUUUUAAUAUUACAUUGCUAUGUUACGAAUACAUAUUCGGAGCGGCAACUGGCAAGCGUACGUUAAUGAUCCGUAUAAUGGAGAGCACUUUCGAAGUAAGAUGUACCAGUAAGAAUAAUGCUAUCUUUAGUCUCGUCUCGAGACCAAAGAGGAUCACCAAACAAAAGCAUUGUAGUGAUAUGCUUCUGAUUAUGCGAUAGAUGAGUCACUGAAAUCUGCCACAGCUAUAAAACGUAGAGAAUGGUACCUUAUAAGAAAGUACCAAAGACGACACAUAUAGUUGGCAAAGAAUGGAUUGUGUCUAUUCUUUACUGUUAAGAAUAUAGACAUCUAAUCCACCAAAAAUAUUUAGCUGGCUUAAUUGAGCUGUCCUACUUGCGGAUCAUAGGAUAUUGAAGUAUUUGGAAACGAUUCUUUACCAUGUUUUACGUAAAUCCUGAUACUUUCUGUAAGGUUAAUAUUUUAGUGCUCAAAUUCAAUUGUCGUACAAUUUUUCGUUACUUCCGUUGACGAAAAUUAUCAUGGAUCAUAUUUAAGUGUUGCAAGUAUUUUAAUAUACAUUUUUUUUU